GCACUAGCUGAGGAGGCUAAAGCGAGAUAUGAUAAAGCCACUUUUAAAGUGGUUGAUCUGGAUGAUUAUGCUGCUGAUGAUGAGGAAUACGAGGACAAGCUUAAGAAAGAGAGCUCCGCUAUAUUCUUCAUGGCAACCUACGGAGAUGGUGAGCCAACCGAUAAUGCAGCAAGGUUUUAUAAAUGGUUUACAGAGGGAAAUGAGAGGGGGGAUUGGUUGAAAAAUCUUCAAUAUGCCGUGUUUGGUCUAGGCAACAAGCAAUAUGAGCAUUUCAACAAGGUGGGAAGCGCCUUGUUCCUGUGGGUCUUGGAGACGAUGAUCAAUGCAUUGAGGAUGACGUCACUGCAUGGUAUGAAGUGUUUCAUGUUGGUGAAAAAAAUCAGGAAAGAGCUUCUAUGGCCAGAGUUAGAUAAGUUAUUGCGUGACGAAGAUGAUACUUCAGGCACAUCUACUCCUUACGCUGCUGCUAUUCCUGAAUAUAGGGUUGUAUUUAUCAACCGUGAAGAUGGCGAAUAUUUGGAGAAGAGUUGGAGCCUUGCAAAUGGCCAUGCUGUUUAUGAUAUCCAGCACCCAUGCAGGGCUAAUGUGGCUGUGCGGCGGGAGCUGCAUACGCCAGCUUCUGACCGGUCAUGCAUUCAUUUGGAGUUUGAUAUUGCUGGCACUGGUCUCACGUAUGAGACAGGAGACCAUGUCAGUGUCUAUGCAGAAAAUGCUGUUGAGACCGUGGAGGAGGCAGAAAGGCUCUUAGGUUAUUCCCCAGACACAUUUUUCUCAAUUCACGCCGAUAAAGAGGAUGGCAUGCCACUCAGUGGUGGUUCUUUGGCACUACCUUUCCCAUCUCCUUGCACCUUAAGAACCGCACUUACACGAUAUGCUGAUCUUCUGAAUUCACCCAAGAAGAGUGCUUUAAUUGCAUUGGCUGCUCAUGCAUCCGAUCCCAGCGAGGCCGAGCGGUUAAGAUUUUUGGCUUCUCCUGCAGGAAAGGACGAAUACUCUCAAUGGGUAGUAGCAAGUCAGAGGAGCCUUUUGGAAGUUAUGGCGGAGUUCCCUUCAGCCAAGCCUCCACUCGGAGUAUUUUUCGCAGCAGUCGCGCCUCGCUUGCAACCCAGAUACUAUUCAAUAUCUUCUUCGCCAAAAAUGGCGCCUACGAGAAUUCACGUUACUUGCGCAUUGGUGUAUGGGCCGACACCGACAGGAAGGAUUCACAAAGGAGUCUGCUCUACUUGGAUGAAGCAUGCUGUUCCAUUGGAAGCGAGCCGAGAGUGUAGCUGGGCUCCUAUUUUCGUGAGAACCUCUAAUUUUAAACUUCCUUCGGAUCCCUCGGUGCCAAUCAUAAUGAUUGGGCCGGGGACAGGUCUGGCUCCUUUCAGGGGCUUCUUACAGGAAAGAUUUGCACUGAAAGAGUCUGGAGCCGAGCUAGGCUGUGCGGUUCUCUUCUUUGGAUGCAGAAACAGAAAGAUGGACUUCAUCUACGAGGACGAGUUGAAGAAUUUUGUUGAAACUGGGGCGCUCUCCGAGCUAGUUCUCGCCUUCUCUCGAGAGGGACCCAGCAAGGAAUAUGUGCAGCAUAAAAUGGUCGAGAAGGCCUCCGACAUCUGGAACGUUAUAAACCAGGGCGGCUACAUUUACGUGUGCGGCGAUGCUAAGGGCAUGGCCAGAGAUGUGCACAGGGUUCUCCAUACUAUUAUUCAAGACCAGGGAUCAUUGGAUAGCUCCAAGACAGAGAGUAUGGUAAAAAGCUUGCAAAUGGAAGGGAGAUACCAGAGGGAUGUGUGGUAAGCUUUGCCCUUCCGGUAGCGGCGGAACACUAAACACCAAGAAAAAAGAAAAAAAGGUUGGUUUCUUCUUUCUCCCUAAAUUUAUUUAGGAUUUCUCAUGUGUUAUAUGUUUAUAUUCUUAUAUAUUUAUCAUCAUAUGAUAUGAUGCGAUAAGUGAGGUUGAUGGGGGACCCAAAAAGAAAAAAAAGAGAAAAGGUGUAAUCUUUUGUAGGUAGUUGGGAAGUAAAAAAAUAGCAUUGUUAUUAGAUUGGUAAAAGAUGAAUUAAUAGUGUUGAGCAUCUCUUUAUGGGGAACAAAUUAUGAUGUGUAUAAAUGGGACUGCAUCUCCUUUUGGGCAAGAAACUUUUCGCGGCCACAGUUAUUCUACAUAAGAUUUAAAACAUUCGAUCAAAUGUCUCCGCAUUGCAUA
Messenger RNA from Ananas comosus (pineapple), 2187 nucleotides. RefSeq names its product NADPH--cytochrome P450 reductase-like. Lineage: Eukaryota; Viridiplantae; Streptophyta; Magnoliopsida; Poales; Bromeliaceae. Gene Ontology annotation, cellular component: cytosol. Gene Ontology annotation, molecular function: FMN binding; NADPH-hemoprotein reductase activity; flavin adenine dinucleotide binding. The transcript has 16 exons. The coding region runs from base 130 to 1779 and encodes 549 amino acids. The record is from RefSeq and is a predicted model, not a curated record.